AUGGUAGAUGAGUUUGGAUAUCGUGCACCAUUGCACCCACGACCAUUCCCUAAACCUGCUGGCACGGGAGCCCAUGUGCAUAUUUCAGUCAGCUCUCUUGGUUUGUCGGCACCCCCGGAGAUUGGACCAUUCUUCGCUGGUAUCAUCAAUCAUCUUCCGUCUAGAAUAGCUUUUUGCCUUCCGCUGAACGUCCCUUAUGAGAGGGUGGCAACUGAACUGUGGAGUGGUGGAGAAUUUGCGAGUUGGGGAUGGUACAAUAAAGAAAUAGCCUUGCCUCGCAUCAACUCUCCGGUUGACGAUAAAGAGCUGCAGAAAAUCUUGGGCGAAAAGAACACGACCACUUACAUUGAGAUGACAAAGGAGUGGGACAAGCAACUGGAUGGAAUGGACGAGCAAGCGAAACGGAUGACGCUAUUACCGAAUUAUUACCUAGGUGGUGGACAUGAAGAGAAGACGCCGCGCAGGUGCAGCUUACGGAAUUAUCUCUAUGAUACUUGGUUUUCAACUUUAUAUUAA
Messenger RNA from Penicillium mononematosum, 516 nucleotides. RefSeq names its product FluG family protein. Lineage: Eukaryota; Fungi; Ascomycota; Eurotiomycetes; Eurotiales; Aspergillaceae. The record is from RefSeq and is a predicted model, not a curated record. The transcript has a single exon. The coding region runs from base 1 to 516 and encodes 171 amino acids. Gene Ontology annotation, molecular function: glutamine synthetase activity.